Messenger RNA from Drosophila eugracilis, 1221 nucleotides. It is a transcript of the gene Gr64b, whose product is annotated as gustatory receptor for sugar taste 64b. The transcript is spliced from 7 exons. Gene Ontology annotation, cellular component: membrane. Gene Ontology annotation, biological process: sensory perception of sweet taste; detection of chemical stimulus involved in sensory perception of taste. The record is from RefSeq and is a predicted model, not a curated record. Bases 1 to 1221 code for a protein of 406 amino acids. NCBI's taxonomy places the organism in Eukaryota, Metazoa, Arthropoda, Insecta, Diptera, Drosophilidae. Gene Ontology annotation, molecular function: sweet taste receptor activity.
AUGCCGCAGGGCGAGACAUUCCAUCGGGCGGUCUCGAAAGUUCUUUUCAUUUCACAAAUCUAUGGCCUGUUUCCGGUUAGCAACAUCCGUGCUUUGGAUGUAAAGGACAUCCGGUUUCGUUGGCUUUCGCCUCGGAUAUUUUACUCUUGUCUUAUUUUGAUCUUAAAUUUUUGUGAAUUCGGAGCCGUCAUCAAUUAUGUCAUUAAGGUCACCAUUAACUUUCAUACGUCCAGCACCCUUUCCCUGUAUAUUGUCUGUCUUCUGGAGCAUCUUUUCUUCUGGAGACUUGCCAUUCAAUGGCCCACGAUUAUACGCACCUGGCAUGGAGUGGAACAGCUCUUUUUAAGGGUUCCUUAUCGGUUUUACGGGGAAUACAGGAUGAAGAAGCGGAUCUAUAUUGUGUUUGGGAUAGUCAUGUCGUCGGCUUUGGUGGAACACUGUCUCCUCCUGCUCAACUCGUUCCAUCUUAGCAAUAUGGAACGCACACAGUGCAAGAUCAACGUUACCUAUUUCGAGAGCAUUUACAAGUGGGAGCGUCCUCAUCUUUACAUGAUCCUUCCCUAUCACUUUUGGAUGCUCCCCAUCUUUGAGUGGGUUAAUCAGACAAUAGCCUAUCCCCGAUCUUUCACCGACUGCUUUAUCAUGUGCAUUGGAAUUGGAUUGGCCGCCAGGUUUCAUCAGCUGUAUAGACGGAUUGCUGCUGUUCAUAGAAAAGUAAUGCCAGCGGUGUUUUGGACAGAAGUUAGGGAGCACUAUCUAGCCUUAAAGCGGCUUGUGCAUCUUCUGGAUGCUGCAAUUGCUCCUCUGGUGCUUCUGGCCUUUGGCAAUAACAUGUCCUUCAUUUGCUUUCAGUUGUUUAAUAGCUUCAAAAAUAUAGGAGUAGACUUUAUUGUGAUGUUGGCUUUUUGGUACUCCUUAGGCUUCGCCGUGGUCCGCACAUUACUCACUAUUUUUGUCGCCUCUUCAAUAAACGAUUACGAAAAGAAGAUUGUCACAGCUUUGCGCGAUGUGCCCUCCAGAGCUUGGUCUAUAGAAGUUCAGCGCUUUAGUGAGCAGUUGGGAAACGAUAUGACAGCUCUCUCUGGCAGCGGAUUCUUCUACCUCACCCGCUCACUCGUCCUGGCUAUGGGCACCACAAUUAUCACCUAUGAGCUCAUGAUAUCGGAUGUCAUCAACCAAGGUUCCAUCAGGCAAAAGACUCAAUACUGCAGGGAAUAUUAG